AUGGUUCGUACAAAACAAACGGCAAAAAAGUCUUUAGCUCCUCCAGCAAAACGUUUAAAUGCUAAACGAUUACUUGCAAAACGUCAAAAAGCAAAUAAAGCGAAUAAAAGUGCGACAUUGAAGCAAAAACGAUUCCGACCAGGUGUUGUUGCACUUCGUGAAAUAAGACGGCUGCAACGAACUGUUAAUCUACUCAUUCCAAGAGCUCCUUUUCAACGACUUGUUAGAGAGAUAGCGAGGAAUGUAGCACAAGACAAUGUUGAUUUGCGUUUUCAGAUGGCAGCUAUAUUGGCUCUUCAGGAAGCGGCUGAAAUUUAUCUUACAUGUCUUUUCGAAGAUACAAAUUUAGCAGCGAUUCAUGCAAAACGUGUUACAAUUUUUCCGAAGGAUAUGCAGUUCGUUCGUAGACUGCGCGGUGAAAACGUUAAAUUUGGACGAUAA
Messenger RNA from Dracunculus medinensis (Guinea worm), 441 nucleotides. NCBI's taxonomy places the organism in Eukaryota, Metazoa, Nematoda, Chromadorea, Rhabditida, Dracunculidae. The record is from the annotation of a GenBank genome assembly.